GCCAAAAGCCUUGUUGCUUAGUGCGUUUUAUUGAUCCCAAGAUUUUGGCACAUUCAGUGACACUGACAGUUGUCUGCCGGCUGAUCAGUAUUUAACAGGAAUCUAACCUCGCGCUGGUUCAUUUUCUAAUAAGAUUUUAGUGAGUUUAACUUUAACAAUGGAUGGAAUAUCGACAUACAAUAAUUUCUUAGCAGUACAUAAACCACAACUAGUAUUAUCAGGUGUACCUGAGCAUUUUUGGCCAUCAAUUUGCAAGAAAAUCACAGACCAAAUUUUUGAUGCUGGCCUAACAUUUCAACUUGUGCAAAUCGACUAUGAAGACAUGGUGAAGAUGCCCUACGAUCCUUUGUGGAGUGUGAUUGCUAUCCGGGAUAUCGAGUGUUCAGAUGCUAGUCAUAUUUAUUUAAUUGAUCACGCUUGGACUUUUAAGGUGAAUAGUAUUAAGUCUAACUUGAGGAAUAUUCCGGGGCUUCUGGAGAGGAUGUGCAGUCUUAUGUUAAUAUCUGCGGAAACUACUGAAGAGAAAAUCGAGAAAGUAUCAGAAAGUGUGUGGAAGUAUGCCAAUACUUAUGCAAUUGCUGGUGAUGGCUUUUCCAUUGAGGACCGGGUGCCUGUCUGGUAUGUGUUAGAUGAGCUAGGUUCAGGCAUCACCCACUCUGACACCCCUAAUUUUAGAGCUGUGCCUUUUUUGUAUGUGCCUGAGCAGUUAACUUACACUUUAUUAUUUGCAAUCAAAGAUAUUGAAGAAGGAGAUAUGGUCACUAGGAACUUUGUGGAAGGUCUGUACCCUGACACCAUGCAGAGGGAAGCCAUGCUCAUUCCUUGGAAGCAUUAUAAACAUUUUAAGGAAGACUACACACAAGUGGAGCCAAGCUCUAAAUACUUCCUGGAAGGUCAUAUUGUAGAAACACUCCCAGAUUUAGAAUUGUUAAAAGAUAGAGAGUUAGAUUUGACUAAACUCAAAGUUUACUCAGAGUACAGAUAUAUUAAUGAUUACCUGACUGCACCAGAGUUUGAGAUAGUACACAAUGAAAAUGAUGCAGACAUUUUGUGGUAUUUGGACCAUUUCAAAGAGUACCAAGAUUUAAGUGUAAAUUCCCCUCACAAGUUUGUGAAUCAAUUCCCAUUUGAAUAUGUUCUGACCAUCAAGGAUCUCCUAGCUGUUAUUGGCAGAAGGUCAUCUGAAAAAUAUAAUAAUGAUAAUGAUUCCCUUGAAAUUAACCCAGCCUGGCUGCCAACUACAUUCAAUAUGAAGACAGAAUUCCCAAAGUUUGUUGCAUAUUACAUGCAAAGGAAGAAAGCUGGUCUGGAUAAUCAUUGGAUUUGCAAACCAUAUAAUUUGGCAAGAGGUCUUGAUACUUAUAUCAGUGAUAACUUGGACUUUCUGUGCCGGCUGCCAUUGACAGGUCCUAAAAUAGCUCAGAAAUAUAUUGACAAGCCUGUUUUGUUUGAGAGGCCUGAUAUAGGCCUAGUGAAGUUUGAUAUUCGCUAUGUCAUCUUGUUACAUUCUGUAAGCCCAACAGAAGUUUAUGUCUACAACAACUUCUUCCUCAGAUUUGCAAAUAAAUCAUUUUCCUUAGACAAUUUUGAUGAUUAUGAGAAGCAUUUUACUGUUAUGAAUUACACAGAUGGAGCUCCUCUAUUCAAGAUGUUAUGUUCAGAGUUUAAGGAGGAGUGGGCUAAGCAGUAUGGGGACUAUGAGUGGGCCGUGGUGGAGAAAUCAAUAUACAAGAUGGUGGCCGAGUUGUUCACAGCUGCUACUUCAAAGGGACCUCCAUGUGGUAUAGGGAAGAGCCCACAAUCUAGGGCAUUGUACGCAGCAGAUAUCAUGCUUGGUUGGCGUGAUAUGAAAGAUGAAAAAGUUAUCCAACCCAUUUUGUUAGAGAUGAAUUGGAUGCCAGACUGCCACCGGGCAUGCCAGUAUUACCCCAACUUUUACAAUGAUAUAUUUUCUGUUAUGUUUUUAAAUAGAGAAGUCAAAACAUGCACCAAAGUUUUGUAAGCUUGCAUCACACAUUUAAACUUUUGCUUUUCUACACAUUUAUUGUAUUUACGCAUUUGUUACUCACUAAAUAAAACCAGUAACAUCUGAC
Messenger RNA from Trichoplusia ni (cabbage looper), 2093 nucleotides. RefSeq names its product tubulin--tyrosine ligase-like protein 12 (gene TTLL12). The transcript has a single exon. Lineage: Eukaryota; Metazoa; Arthropoda; Insecta; Lepidoptera; Noctuidae. Bases 158 to 2002 code for a protein of 614 amino acids. Gene Ontology annotation, biological process: protein modification process. The record is from RefSeq and is a predicted model, not a curated record.